UCACCAGGUAAAUGUCCUAUUUUCGAAGGACGGGAGAUACAAACAAACUAUAACGACAAUUUGACAUGUAAACAUCUCAUCUGUGCCACAGUCACCUGUAUCAUAAGGACACACCACCAACCGAUCUGAAGAACAGUGUUGCAGUCGUGAGUAUGGGCGACGUUAACGGUAACGAACCAGCCACCAUCAACCACACCGAGGUGCACGUGGACGUCCGCAGCUCGGGAGCUGCCUACUCUACCAAUGGCGACGUGGUCACCCAGCAAGGGGGUGUCCCCAUCAUUGCCCAGAACCCUGACCCAGACAGGAAACCUAAAGACUUCGUCAUGACCAACUGUUUUGUGGUGUUCGCAUGUAACUUCAUAUUUGGUUUCAUUGGAUACCAUUACGGAGUCAAGUCCAACUGGGCCUGGAAGCUGGGACAAGAACACGAGGCGAGGAAGAAGGCCAAGAUUGCUCUCAUCUUCGCCAUCCUCGGCAUCGUUGCAGGGAUCAUCACCUACUGCCUGGCAUUCGGCCUGUACUUCACUAUAGGCAAGAAGCCCAUAGACGUCACACACAGAGGGACCCCGCCGUAACUUACGUCAAUGUCUAUGUAUAUCAUAUACCAGUGAGGACAGCAUUCUUUGCUUUGGACAUGAUUAAUGCCCAAACGAUUAAGGCAGCUAAAUCAGCAGAGAAUGCUGUUCGCUGUCUGUUCUUUAGAUAUAUUACUGAACUUACUGAACUAUUCUCAGAGAGUUGUUACAUGGAAUAUAAAACCUGGUAUAGCUACUUUGUAUUGCCAAACCCUACGUUCAAGAAACUCCCUCUCUCAUUCAUGGUACUGUAUCUUCUAUGGACAUAUAUACACCUCGGGUAGGAAGGAACUGAAUCAUACAGUCUUCCAAACACGCCAUUCUCUCAUUCCGAUGUCAUACCAAGACCAAAACAUUUCUGAAAUACCAUUGAUAAGUUUCUAUUCCAGUACGAUCACAGCCAGACUCAGUAAAAUCAGAUCUCAUUUUGUAGAGAUUGGCUCACAGUAUAGUUAAAGCAUAAUCACAUGACAUUUCUCAGAUUGUGGUUCAGGGGGUAGGAUCUGAUUUUUUUUUAUAAAUUUGACGAGAGAUCCCACUAAUGUCCAAUUCAAGUAAACUGAAACUGAAAGAGCGAACUCCAAUAAAUCGAUACAUCGUUUAUAAGGUUACAGCGCCAUCGACGAUUGGUCUCAUAUCGACAUAUUUUCGGUAUACCUCGACUUACACUUUCUCUGUACAUAGACUGGGUAAAUGUCACCCCCAGUAAAUGGCCAGUGCCACAGUAUGUAUUUGGGUACUACUUACAGGUGUCGACAAAUGUGUUUAUUGUUUUAUUGGCAUUCCAGAAGUUGGUGAGUCAAUAAUGAAGAAUUCGACUUUAUGGAUAACAACUUCUGUUUAUUGCACAAACCGACGUUUAGGUGUAAAAUGUAGCUUGAUAAAGUAGUCUGUCUCACAGUCCCUGAACCACAUUAUUUUCCCUACUGUCAAGCCCUCUCUGCAGUGCUAAAGCCCUAAAUAAAGCAAGUCUAGAUUUCUUCAGGAAUCUCUGGUCUCCCUGGGGCUCCUUUUCAAUUUAAAUGGGCUUGUUUGUUACUAUCAGAAUUAUAUAUAUUCAGAGACUAUGCAUUAGUCUACACGAUAAUGGUAUAAGAAUUCACACCUGUACCACACCUGUGCUAUUCACUGCUUGCUGACUUUGUACGAAACAAAAAGUGAAAUAGAAAAAAAGAAGUUGUUAUCAAUGAAGUCGUACGCUUCAUUAAAUGUUAUGUUUUAAUUUAGUGAUGAAUAAGGUUAACAUCAUCUUUAAUUACGGACGUAUAAAAUGAUCAGUUGUUUGCAUAAUAAAAUUAAUUUUAUUUAUUUUUCUCAUUUUUCUCAAAAUCAGUGGUAAUUUUGUCAUUAUUUUGAGAUCAAUAGGCUAUGGAUUUCAAAAUAAUGACAAAAUUACCACUGAUUUACUUUACAGAACUGAGGCUCCACACUCUAAUCCGACGUUAAUCUCUUUAUUGAUUGCGUUUGACUUUGUUAUGCACAUCUAGACAGGGGUAAUCUAGAUAUAAUGUCUGUUGAGUUCAGAGAUCUCUUCGUGUUUAUGUUUUGGGGCUUUGAAUCUAAUGAGUUGUUUGCAUUUUAAGUUUUCAUGUUUGUGCAUUAUUAACGUUAACUGUGGUUAUGUGCAUAUAGUGGAUUUACUACUGUUUUAUUUGUUGCUUUAUAAUGCAUAUCUCACUUGCAACAAUCGUUCACGUUUAAAGUAUUUCUGUGCCAAUAAUCAAAAGUGCACUGAUUUUCUUGAGGGG
Molecule: messenger RNA, 2326 nt
Organism: Haliotis rubra (blacklip abalone)
Lineage: Eukaryota; Metazoa; Mollusca; Gastropoda; Lepetellida; Haliotidae
Exons: 3
Coding region: 153-578 (141 amino acids)
Cellular component (GO): membrane
Source: RefSeq, a predicted model, not a curated record